GUGCCUCCUCGUCGCGGCCGCGGCGGUGCUCUGUCUCUCCUCCCUGUCCUCCCGCGGCCACCGUGGCCACCGUGAGAUUGGUGGUGGCAGCCACGGGAUCGUGCCCGGCGGCAGCGGCGGAGUGACGACACCGAGGGUCACGAUCUUCUCUGCGCUGCGCUCGCCGCCGGAGGGCUCGCGCGCGCGGCAGGAGCUGGCGGUGCGCUCCUGGCUCGCGCUCCCGGGGAACGUCAGUGUCGUGCUCCUAGGCGCCGGCCCCGAGACCGUCGCGCUCGCCGCGCGGCUCGGGCACCGGGUCGCCGUCGAUGCCGCCAUUGAUUUUGCGUUCACGGGGACGCCAUUCUUCCACUCGAUGGUCGCAAGAGCACAAGCUGCCGCCAACACCGACAUUUGCGUCCUUGUCGACGCCGAGAUCGUCCUUCUUCCCGAAAUUGUCAACGCAUUGGCUCGUUUCAGCAAGGUUGAUGCUGAUUGGUUCCUUGUUUCUCUGUCACGUAACGUCACCGAUUUCCAUUACCAGCUCGCUGACAAUGGAAGCCAUUGGGUACAAGCAGAUGGCGAAGAAGUGAGCUUCAAGAAGCUGCAGGAGAUUUCAGCUGACAAAUGGGCAUCAGAGAGCUCAGACAGAGGGCUGAUUGUGGCGUGGAACAAUCCAAGCAGUGCUUUACAUGCAGGAGUUCUGCCUUCUUUUCUGUAUGGAAGAGGAGUACACAACCUGUGGCUGGCUCACGAGGUUCUGUCGUCUGAGAUGAGGCUUUUCUUUGAUGCAAGCAGUCUGGUUCUUGGAUUGUACCCUGAAAGUCUUAGCUCCAUGCAUGACAUGACCUCGAGUAAGAAUGGAAGAUUACAUUCUGGAUCCUGGGAGUACAGUGUCAAUCGUCAUCUUGCUGCGAUUUAUGGCUCGUAUUGCUGUCGAUUACCAACAAGACACUUUCCUAUGCUGCAUAAAGUGGUAAAGAAAUCUGAAGACUAUAUGCUCAGCAAAGUUGACGAACUCACAUUAUCAGAUUUUUUCAUCAGUAAAGAAGGAAAUGCCCCUGGAGGAGAUAGUCUAUGGAACAUACAAAACAUUUCUUUAUCUGGAUAUCUACACAGCUAUCCUCCUGAGACCUCACCACCCGAUCUUCCAUAUUCUUUGGGUAUGCUGCUUGAGCUUGUUGCUGAUAAAAAUAGGUCGGUUGUCCUUGGUGUGGCUGGAGCAGGUUACAGGGACAUGCUCAUGAGUUGGGUGUGCCGUUUGCGUCAUCUUAGAGUUACCAAUUUUAUAGUAUGUGCCGUAGACCAUGAGACAUAUGAAUUCUCAGUUUUACAGGGUUUGCCUGUUUUCAUAGAUCCACUAUCACCAAAGAAUGUCAGCAUUGAUGAUUGCCACUUUGGAACAAAGUGUUUUCAACAAGUGACAAAAGUGAAGUCACGAAUUGUUCUGGAGAUAUUAAGACUGGGAUAUAAUGUACUGUUGAGCGAUGUUGAUGUUUAUUGGUUUGACAAUCCAAUGCCAUUCCUAUACUCUCUUGGUCCUGCUAUAUUUGGAGCACAAUCUGAUGAAUACAAUGAGACAGGACCAAUAAAUUUGCCACGCCGAUUGAAUUCAGGAUUUUACUUUGCUCGCUCAGACAACGCCACCAUCACUGCAAUGGAGAUGAUAGUAGGCCAUGCAACCAAUUCAGGCUUAUCUGAGCAACCGAGUUUCUAUGAUGUCUUGUGUGGGGAAAACGGAAUAAACCGCAUCGGUGACGACAAAUGCUUGGAGCCCAACACAAACCUGAAUGUUGUGUUCCUAAACCGGGACUUGUUCCCCAAUGGUGCUUACAAGGGCCUAUGGGAGAAGCAUGAUGUACGUGCAGCUUGCAAAGAGCUUGGCUGUUUCAUCAUUCAUAACAAUUGGAUAAAUAAGAGAAAAAAGAAGCUCCACCGACAAAUGUCAUCUGGGCUGUGGGACUACGAUCCUAGCUCUAGGCAGUGCUUCCAGGAAUGGAGUGACAGAAGUAUCUUCAGAAUGAUCGGGCAAUUCCAUCUGUUUGAGGACACUAACAGUUAGUGGUUUCCAACCAUAUAUAACCGAUGAUAUGCCAUAUCUUAAUAUGGAACGCCUAUAUUCAUGUAUAGUAUAUGUGCAUGAAGCUGAACCCUAUUAUAUGCAUACAUAGUUUUUUUUAGGCAGAUUAUAUUCUUGUGCUAGAAAAGCAAAAAAUGUUUCCCAAUUUGAUUAUACAUAAAGCACAAUUUUUUAUACCUAGUAGACUGGUUAACUUACUAACCCUCAUCCCCUGUUAAAUUCGCAUAUUUGAUAUUGAUACUUCCAUUCGACUUCCUGCAAUUACAAUCUAAUCUAAAAUCAUUAAUUGGACAUUGUGUUUGACCCCACCCUUCUGUGACUCCAAUAAAACCAAGUUUCUGUAAUUUUCAUUGCUGAAUAAGUAAUUCAGCAUUCAGUUCAGAGUCAACAGCUUCGUUUGGUGUUUAGCUGAGCAUCUCAACGGUUCACCAGCUCAGAGAAAAAUGGCAUGGUUUCACAAAACAUGGUGGGGUGAAAGGAUAAGAAAAGAUGGAACUCUUUAAAGUCCAGAUUUCCUUUGUCAAAGCUGAUUAUAGUUUUCCAAACAAAAUGAUAAAA
This is a messenger RNA of Sorghum bicolor (sorghum), 2614 nucleotides long. RefSeq names its product beta-arabinofuranosyltransferase RAY1. The transcript is spliced from 5 exons. Gene Ontology annotation, molecular function: glycosyltransferase activity. NCBI's taxonomy places the organism in Eukaryota, Viridiplantae, Streptophyta, Magnoliopsida, Poales, Poaceae. Bases 353 to 2038 code for a protein of 561 amino acids. The record is from RefSeq and is a predicted model, not a curated record.